AUGUUGAUUCGAUUUACGUUGUUAUUAGCCUUCACCGCGCUUGCGAGACCGGCCGUUAUUGACAAUAAGUCGAAUUCAACGUCACGCGCGGAGGAGCAGAUCUCGAACAGCGCGAAUAAAACCGCAUCGGCCGAGGAUGACAAAGGACUGUUAGAGUGGUUGUAUGACGUUGUGGGACCAAAGCCACCAACUGUCGUUCAACCGUCGCAACCAGUAGAUCCAGCAACGUGUCCGAAAUGCACCUGCGGUUUGGUAAACAAACAGAAUCGUAUUGUUGGAGGAGUCGAGACCCAAGUCAAUCAUUAUCCUUGGAUGGCCCUGAUGUUAUAUAGGGGACAGUUUUAUUGCGGUGCUUCGGUCAUAAACUCGAUAUAUCUGCUAACUGCUGCCCACUGCGUCAACAGAUUCAAUCCGAGUCACAUGGUUAUUCGACUAUUAGAACAUGACAGGAAUUCGACCACUGAGAGCGAAAUACAGGAAUACAAAGUGGAGGAUACGAUCAAGCAUAGCGGUUACUCCACUCUGAACUACAACAAUGAUAUUGCGCUCAUUAAGCUAAAAGAUCCAAUCAAAUUCCAGGGUACGAUGCGACCUGUCUGUCUGCCGGAAGCAGGGAAAACCUUCGCCGGUUCGAAAGGAAUCGUGACCGGAUGGGGCGCGAUCAUGGAAUCCGGGUCGGUUUCGCAGACCUUGCAGGAAGUGAUCGUUCCUAUUAUCUCGAAUGCCGAGUGCCGUUCUAUGAAUUAUCCGUCGCGCAGGAUCACGGAUAAUAUGCUGUGCGCCGGCUACAAGGAGGGCGGCAAAGAUUCCUGCCAGGGAGACAGCGGCGGUCCAUUACACGUGGAGGAAAACGGCGUUCACCAGAUAGUCGGAGUGGUAUCUUGGGGUGAAGGGUGUGCGCAGGCUGGUUACCCCGGGGUUUAUAGCAGAACGAAUCGAUACCUGACGUGGAUCAAGCGCAACACGGAGGACGCUUGUUACUGUUGA
Messenger RNA from Dinoponera quadriceps, 987 nucleotides. Its product is annotated as trypsin-1-like. Gene Ontology annotation, biological process: proteolysis. Bases 1 to 987 code for a protein of 328 amino acids. The record is from RefSeq and is a predicted model, not a curated record. Gene Ontology annotation, molecular function: serine-type endopeptidase activity. The transcript has 7 exons. NCBI's taxonomy places the organism in Eukaryota, Metazoa, Arthropoda, Insecta, Hymenoptera, Formicidae.